AUCUUUAUCGGCUGGUAAAAUCAAUCCUCGUAAACGCUAUAUCUUUGCAAAACCAAUCUAUUAAAAAUUCAUAUUUUAAAGAUGUAGUACUCGAGUAUAUAAAUUGGAUAAUGAAUAAUUGGAUAAGAAAUAGUUUGAUUGAUAAGAGGAGUGGAGGUUGAGCUGAGUCAGCUGAAGGUGGCAUAUAACGAUAGGCACGCACGUUGGCAAUUAAGUAAAGGUAACUAAUAAGAGAUUGCCAUUUUUGUUUGGGAGUUUUCAAUACUACUAGUAGGAAGGAGAGAAUGUGACAAUACAAUUUGGGUUGGUUGGUUGGUUGGUUGUUACGAUGACGAUACCAGCAGUAGCAGCAAUUGUUGGAAGCUCUGGUUACUUGGACAUUCAUCCUGAAAGAAAAGUGUCUGUGUUUAAGAACCCUUACAUUUUGGGACUCACUUCUGUGGCUAGUAUUGGUGGAUUGCUUUUCGGCUACGACACUGGUGUUAUAUCUGGAGCUCUUCUGUAUAUUAAAGAUGAUUUUCCUGCCGUCAAAAACAGUCAUUUUAUCCAGGAAACUAUUGUCAGCAUGGCAGUUGCUGGUGCUAUUGUUGGAGCAGCUGUUGGUGGUUGGAUUAAUGAUCAUUAUGGAAGAAAGAAAGCAACCAUCAUUGCAGAUGCUAUCUUUAUUCUUGGAGCAAUUGUCAUGUCUGCUGCACCAAAUCCUUAUACUCUCAUACUCGGCCGUGUUUUUGUUGGUCUAGGUGUGGGUAUAGCUUCUGUUACUGCUCCUGUCUAUAUUGCAGAAUUGUCACCCUCUGAAAUAAGGGGAUCAUUAGUAGCCACAAAUGUCCUUAUGAUAACUGGUGGACAGUUUAUUUCUUAUCUAGUCAAUCUUGCUUUUACACAGGUCCCCGGGACAUGGCGAUGGAUGUUGGGAGUUUCGUGUGUUCCGGCAGUAGUUCAGUUUUUUCUCAUGCUCUUGCUGCCUGAAUCCCCAAGAUGGCUCUAUAUAAAUAAUAGAGAAAGUGAAGCCAUUAUUGUGCUCGGUAAGAUAUAUGACUUUGAUCGAUUAGAGGAUGAAAUUGCUUUACUUACAGCUCAGUCGGAGCAAGACCGCCAAAAAAGGGAUGAUGUCAGUUACGGGCAUGUUUUUAAAUCAAAAGAGAUCAGACUUGCAUUCCUUGCUGGAGCUGGAUUGCAGGCCUUUCAGCAAUUUACAGGUAUAAACACAGUGAUGUACUACAGUCCAACAAUCGUCCAAAUGGCUGGAUUUCACUCUAAUGAGUUGGCUCUUCAACUCUCUCUCAUAGUUGCCGGAUUGAAUGCUGCCGGAACAGUUCUGGGCAUUUACCUUAUUGACCAUGCAGGGCGAAAAACAUUGGCCCUAUAUAGUUUAGGAGGAGUAAUAGUUUCUCUGAUAAUCUUAUCCGUAUCAUUUUUUAACCAAUCAUCUGCCACUACUACAAAUCAAAAUGAUUUGUAUGGGUGGCUUGCGGUUGCUGGUUUGGCCCUAUAUAUUGCAUUUUUCUCGCCAGGGAUGGGACCUGUGCCGUGGACAGUAAACUCGGAAGUAUAUCCACAAGAAUACCGAGGAAUGUGUGGAGGCAUGUCAGCUACUGUGAAUUGGAUUUCAAAUUUGAUUGUUGCACAGUCCUUUCUUUCUAUUGCAGAAGCUGCAGGGACUGGUCCUACGUUCUUGCUUCUCGCUGUCAUAGCUGUUGUUGCAUUUUUGUUUGUGGUUUUCUUUGUUCCAGAAACCAAAGGAUUGACAUUUGAUGAAGUGGAACUGUUGUGGAGGGAGAGAGCUUGGGGUAAGAAUCCUCACACUAAAACCCUUCUUGAACGUGGAAAUCAAUCCUACUAAGAAUCCAUCCUUUUGUAGUCCUCCUAGGAACUGUAUCCAUUUUAUACAUUGUGCUUAUUCUACGAAUGAAUUUUGAUUCAUGGGAGGUGGGUAUGAUCAGGUAAUAAAUGUGUCGUUGUUGCUAUGCUAUGUAAUUCUUCUUUCAAAAGUUAAAUAAAUGAAUACAUAUAAUAUAAGUUCCUAUAAA
Molecule: messenger RNA, 2030 nt
Organism: Trifolium pratense (red clover)
Lineage: Eukaryota; Viridiplantae; Streptophyta; Magnoliopsida; Fabales; Fabaceae
Product: inositol transporter 1-like
Exons: 6
Coding region: 329-1843 (504 amino acids)
Biological process (GO): transmembrane transport
Cellular component (GO): membrane
Molecular function (GO): myo-inositol:proton symporter activity
Source: RefSeq, a predicted model, not a curated record